AUGCCCCGCUCCUUCCUGGUAAAGAAGAUCAAAGGAGACGGCUUCCAGUGCAGCGGGGUGCCGGCCCCCACCUAUCACCCCUUGGAGACCGCCUACGUGCUGCCUGGAGCCCGGGGGCCUUCCGGGGACAACGGUUACGCGCCGCACUGCCUGCCCCCCAGCACCUACGAUGCGGACCAGAAGCCAGGCCUGGAGCUGGCGCCGGCCGAGCCCGCGUACCCGCCGGCGGCCCCGGAAGAGUACAGCGACCCCGAGAGCCCUCAGUCCAGCCUGUCGGCGCGCUACUUCCGCGGGGAGGCGGCCGUGACCGACAGCUAUUCCAUGGACGCCUUCUUCAUCUCGGACGGGCGCUCGCGGCGGCGGCGCGGCGGGGACGCGGGCGGCGCGGGGGACGCCGGGAGCGGCGGGGCGCGCGCGGGGCGCGCGGGGACGCCGGCGGGCGGCGGGCACCGGCACGCGUGCGCCGAGUGCGGCAAGACGUACGCCACGUCGUCGAACCUGAGCCGCCACAAGCAGACGCACCGCAGCCUGGACAGCCAGCUGGCGCGCAAGUGCCCGACGUGCGGCAAGGCGUACGUGUCCAUGCCCGCGCUGGCCAUGCAUGUGCUCACGCACAACCUGCGCCACAAGUGCGGCGUGUGCGGCAAGGCCUUCUCGCGGCCCUGGCUGCUGCAGGGCCACAUGCGCUCGCACACUGGCGAGAAGCCGUUCGGCUGCGCGCACUGCGGCAAGGCCUUCGCCGACCGCUCCAACCUGCGCGCGCACAUGCAGACGCACUCGGCCUUCAAGCACUACCGCUGCCGCCAGUGCGACAAGAGCUUCGCGCUCAAGUCCUACCUCCACAAGCACUGCGAGGCCGCCUGCGUCAAGGGGGCCGAGCCACCCCCGCCGCCGCCGCCCGCCGGCCCCACCAGCUGA
Messenger RNA from Budorcas taxicolor (takin), 918 nucleotides. RefSeq names its product scratch family transcriptional repressor 2 (gene SCRT2). The coding region runs from base 1 to 918 and encodes 305 amino acids. The transcript has 2 exons. Gene Ontology annotation, biological process: regulation of DNA-templated transcription. The record is from RefSeq and is a predicted model, not a curated record. NCBI's taxonomy places the organism in Eukaryota, Metazoa, Chordata, Mammalia, Artiodactyla, Bovidae. Gene Ontology annotation, molecular function: DNA-binding transcription factor activity, RNA polymerase II-specific; RNA polymerase II cis-regulatory region sequence-specific DNA binding.